Messenger RNA from Colletotrichum aenigma, 588 nucleotides. RefSeq names its product Cytochrome P450 monooxygenase aclL (gene aclL-5). Bases 1 to 588 code for a protein of 195 amino acids. The transcript is spliced from 3 exons. Gene Ontology annotation, molecular function: monooxygenase activity; oxidoreductase activity, acting on paired donors, with incorporation or reduction of molecular oxygen; iron ion binding. The record is from RefSeq and is a predicted model, not a curated record. NCBI's taxonomy places the organism in Eukaryota, Fungi, Ascomycota, Sordariomycetes, Glomerellales, Glomerellaceae.
AUGCUCAAGCAUCAGCGGGCAGCUGUCGCUUUUGGUGCCAAGGCUGCGAAAAGGCGAAUGGGGCUCGGUACCGAGCGGCCGGAUUUCAUGUCGUGCAUUCUUCGCCAGACGGGCGAACAACGCAUGACGGAACCAGAGAUUGAAGCAGCGGCAAUCACAUUCAUCGUUGCGGGCAGCGAGACCAUCUAUCUCCUGUGCGAAAACCGACCUGUCAUCGAAAGGUUGACGUCUCUUGUUCGGACCGACUUUCCCAACGAGUCUGACCUCACCUUGGUCAAGCUCCAGCAACACGAAUACCUCAAUGCCGUUCUUCAAGAGGGGCUGCGCCUCUAUCCGCCUGCGCCUGACAACCUCUUCCGAGUGACUCCAAAAACCGGAGGAUAUGUGAUGGGUCAUUUGCUGCCCCCAAAGACUAGCUUGACUAUGAACCUUUGGGCGGCCAACCGGUCGGCGGAAAACUUUCAUCGCCCCCUUGAAUUUAUCCCGGAAAGGUGGGUGAAAGAUGCCCCAGUUGAGUUCCGGCAGGAUGAUAGGAACGCUAUGAGACCGUUCAGCGUGGGACCUAGGGAUUGUUUGGGGAAGAAGUAA